This is a messenger RNA of Brachypodium distachyon (stiff brome), 670 nucleotides long. RefSeq names its product zinc finger protein ZAT11. The coding region runs from base 95 to 547 and encodes 150 amino acids. Lineage: Eukaryota; Viridiplantae; Streptophyta; Magnoliopsida; Poales; Poaceae. The transcript has a single exon. The record is from RefSeq and is a predicted model, not a curated record.
GCCGAUUAACACACGUGGCAGCUUGGAUCGACCGGUCAGUACGUAUAGCUUGCUUAGCUAAUUAAUUCGAUCGUGAUUAAUUAGCUAGCUGGCAAUGGAUGACGUGGUGAGACGGAGGCUGCUGCAGCUGGUGCUAAUGCUGUCGUCGUCCCCGGCGCCGGCGAGCAAGGUGAUCGCCAAGAAGAAGAAGAUCAAGAGCCGCAAGCAUCUGCACGACGAAGAAGAUGGCGGUUACGAGUGCCGGAGCUGCGGGCGGCGGUUCAAGACGUUCCAGGCGCUCGGCGGCCACCGGACCAGCCACAACCGCCGCCCGCCCACCGCCGGCUCCCGGAAGCUAGCAGCAGCAGCAGAGCACCGGUGCGGCACGUGCGGGCUGGUGUUCGGCACCGGGCAGGCGCUGGGGGGCCACAUGCGCCGCCACUUCACGCGCCCGCCGGCCGCCGCGGCGUGGUCGACGGAGGCCAUGGCGUCUGCCGGCCGGCGUGAGGAGGAAGACGACGACGACGACCAUGAUGCGUGGGUGCCACGCUUGAUCCAGUUUAUAUGAUCAGUCGGUCCUUGGGAAAAAACUGUGAAUAGAGUUAAGCUUGCUGGCUUGCUGCUUGGGAAUUAGUAUAUCGUGUAAAUAAAUUACUACUCCAAGAAUUAAUGCACAAUGUCCGUGAAUAUA